CUGCAGAUGCGGACAGUAACCAACCUCUCAGAAACAUGAACCCCGACUGGAGUGAACAAGACUGCCGCAGGAACGGGAUCCAGGGACUAUUCACCAGGGUGCAAGAUCCUGCAGAGAGACGUGCUUCGAGUGAAGCAGAGGAGGGGCCAGUGAUAGAAGCUGUUUCCACGCAAGAGGAAAUCUGUGAUCAGGAGUGGUGUGGAAGAAUAAUGGAGAAUACAGAGCUGGCAAUUUGUGACAGUAAAGAGAGCCCUGAACUUGAAGCUGUCCGCAUUAAACAGGAGGCUGUGGAACUGGAGUGUGUUCACAUCACAGAGGAAGUUACUAAAGAAAAUGCAGUCAAUACACUGGAGAAUAUAUUUAAGCUGGAAUCUAGGCGUUGUGGUGAUUGUCCUCCUGAACUGGUCUGCAUGAAAUCCAGCCAGCGUGGCUCUGAAGACACUUGUUCUAGUGUUGGAGGAGAGGGCACUGUGCUGGGGUCCGUUCCGAGGAAACAUCACACCCCUCAGGAAAGAGCCGCAGGUGGAAAGGAGGAAGGAGCAGCGGCGUCCACUAGCAGCGCAGCGUCUUCUACAGUAGAUGAUGGAGAACACGACUUCAAUCCAUCACCCCACUGCAGAAACUCUUCCAGUGGCAAACAACAGAGCAAGAAACACAGAGAGACGACACCCCAAGAAGAACAUUUAAAAAAUUUGAGAGUACUGGAGAGUACAGAGACAGCAGAUUGUGUGUGUGUGAACAAUUCUGAAAUCCAGGGCUUGAUGACCUUGUCUUGUUCUCCUGAAGAUGGGAAGAGUUCCCAUCAAUUAGGCUCUCCUGAAACUCGCAAGGGAAAUCACACAGCCGGAGCGACUCCAUUUCCCUGUGCUUAUUGUGGAAAGUUUUUCAGUUAUUUAUCAAAGCUUAAAAGUCACCAACUAAUUCACACAGGAGAGAAACCUUACCACUGUAAUGAAUGUGACAAGAGUUUCAGUCAGUUACAAAAUCUUAAAACACACCAAAGAAUUCACACAGGAGAGAAACCUUAUAACUGUAAUGACUGUGACAAGAGUUUCAGUCAGUUACAAAAUCUUAAAAAACACCAACACAUUCACACAGGAGAGAAACCUUACCACUGUAAUCAAUGUGAGAAGAGUUUCAUUCAGUUACAAAAUCUUAAAAAACACCAACAGAUUCAUACAGGAGAGAAACCUUACCACUGUAAUCAAUGUGAGAAGAGUUUCAGUCAGUUACAAAAUCUUAAAAGUCACCAACGAAUUCACACAGGAGAGAAACCUUAUCACUGUAAUCAAUGUGAGAAGAGUUUCAGUCAGUUACAAAAUCUUAAAAAACACAUACGAGUUCACACAGGAGAGAAACCUUACCACUGAAAUGAACAGCCACUCUUACAACACAUUCACAACGCUUGAUUUUGGCGUUUGACAGAGUACAUCCAGAUUAUCCUAUGUACCGUUUCUCAAGCAAAACAUUGACACAUCUCACUUCCAAAAGAAAAAACGAAGGAACAGAACUCAGGGGUCUACCUAAAAGUACAGCAUUUUAAAUGGCACAGUUGUGCUGAGAUGGGAAGUACAUGGAUACCUGAUAAACAUUUACAGUGCAGACUAUUUUGGAUUAUUUAUAAUGAUUUUGGUGGAUAGAAAGUGAACACAUGUGUGUUUCCGAAAAGAUUCCAAAAUACUGUCUUCUGAUUCUGUGCGCCCGAAGACUUGUAAUUAAAACGUUUUACAAUUAUGGUUUGUAUUCUGUGCUAAACCAGGAGUGUGUCAGUCCCAAACUGUUGUGACAUAAAUUAGAUAUUAAAUAAACAAGAAAAUUAUUGAUACUGAUUAUUGUAACUGUGGUACCAUUCAGUUGAGAGAAAAUUGUAAAGGGGUACUUGAGCUGAAACGUUCAGACGGUUUAAAAAAUCCUCCUCUACCACCCCUGAAACUAUAUUUUUUGGUGUGUCCUCCACGUCACGGAGAGCUUCGUGGUGACGGUAGACCCAGAAGAGAGUGGACACAGCCUGUCAGUACUGCAGGGUAUGAAAGCAGACCUGAAAGAGAGAGGCCAA
This is a messenger RNA of Polyodon spathula (Mississippi paddlefish), 2056 nucleotides long. Its product is annotated as zinc finger protein 180-like. The transcript has 3 exons. The record is from RefSeq and is a predicted model, not a curated record. NCBI's taxonomy places the organism in Eukaryota, Metazoa, Chordata, Actinopteri, Acipenseriformes, Polyodontidae. Bases 36 to 1370 code for a protein of 444 amino acids. Gene Ontology annotation, molecular function: DNA-binding transcription activator activity, RNA polymerase II-specific; RNA polymerase II cis-regulatory region sequence-specific DNA binding. Gene Ontology annotation, cellular component: nucleus. Gene Ontology annotation, biological process: regulation of transcription by RNA polymerase II.